AUGUUUGACGUGACUCUCCGCCAACCAUUCCUCCCUGUAACUAAACCUACAUCUGUCCGACUCCCUCCCCUAAACAAUCUCUCCAUCUCUUUCCGGGUUUCUGAUACACUGCUCUCGUCUCUGUUCGAUUGGUUGCGAGCACUGCCCCGAUCAUCAUUGCGGAGGUUGGCAGUGCGACCACCUAAGGAGUUGUCAUUGACGAUAGGAGAAGCAAUUGAGUCAUUUGCAGCACGUCUCGAUUCUUUAGACCUGACCCUUGACGACUCGUACACGCUCACGGAUAUGGAACGGCUCAACCUUCACAGAUGCACUGGGCUGCGAACACUCUCCAUCUGGCACCAAUGCUCAAUCCCGCUUGCGGAGAUCCUGGACCUCGUCGCGCCCAGCAGCCGCAUUCACCAGCUCCGGCUGCAUGUGCGGGUGUCGCAACCUGAGCCCGAGUGGGUACGCGUGCGUAAUGUCCUUGCGUCCGAGCGAUUUUGUCAGCUGCAGGAAGUCGUGUUCUUGUUACCCCCGGACGAAGACGACCGAUUGGGCCCACAGAAGCAGCGGACGGUGAUGGGCGCUGUCGAGGACUUGCGCCAUCGAGAUGUCUCUGUGCGCGUGUCCAACUGGUCACCGCCUUUCCGUACCAUUUAA
Messenger RNA from Sparassis crispa, 639 nucleotides. RefSeq lists its product as hypothetical. The coding region runs from base 1 to 639 and encodes 212 amino acids. The transcript is spliced from 2 exons. Lineage: Eukaryota; Fungi; Basidiomycota; Agaricomycetes; Polyporales; Sparassidaceae. The record is from RefSeq and is a predicted model, not a curated record.